This is a messenger RNA of Neohortaea acidophila, 1086 nucleotides long. RefSeq names its product EF hand superfamily Ca2+-modulated protein. Bases 142 to 717 code for a protein of 191 amino acids. The transcript has a single exon. Gene Ontology annotation, biological process: spindle pole body duplication. Gene Ontology annotation, cellular component: mitotic spindle pole body; half bridge of spindle pole body. The record is from RefSeq and is a predicted model, not a curated record. Lineage: Eukaryota; Fungi; Ascomycota; Dothideomycetes; Mycosphaerellales; Teratosphaeriaceae. Gene Ontology annotation, molecular function: microtubule binding; calcium ion binding.
GUGGAAUUUCCUUUCUUGGCCUCGCGACGUCACACCGUUUCACAUCUCGCUUGCACCACUCAACCUCACCCCACACUCGUCGCAUUUCAUCUUUUGACGCACUCUCGCGCAUCACCCAGACAGCCCCUCGAUGCCCCGGCAAUGCCUCCCAAACGCAAGCAGCCGGCGGUGAGCGCAUCGGCCGCCAAACCAGCGACGAAGCGACGGUCCAAACUCGCCAAAGAGAACAACAUCACAGCCGAGGAAGAGGGCGAGAUUCAAGAUGCCUUUGACCUGUUCGCAGCCCGGAGCGCAGAAGCCAAGGCGAAAGAGAAUGUAAUUGCCACCAACGACGUGCGCCGCUGCCUCAUUGCCCUCAACGUCCCGCCGACCGACCAGGCGGAGUUGCAGGAGAUCAUCGAGACCGUCGACCCCGAUGCAUCCGGCUGGGUGGCCUACGAGACCUUUGUGGCCGUGGCGGCGCUCAAAUUGCACGCGAAGCACGACGACCCUGACGCGGUGAAUGAGGAGGUUGCGACGGCGUAUCGGCUGUUCACCAAGGGCCAGGACAGGGAGAUCAAUCUGAACGAUUUGCGCCGCGUGGCCAAGGAAUUGCGGGAGGAUGUACCGGAGAAUGUGAUGAAGGACAUGAUCCGGGAGGCUACGGCUGGCGGACUGGGAGGAGUGAGCAUGGAGGAUUUUGAAGGGGUCAUGAGACGCGCUGGCGUGUUUGGAUGAGGGGCAACAUAUGAUGGGGUGCAAGGGCACGCCGUCUUUCGUCGGUCUCUGCUUGGUCCUGCAUCCUACACACUUACAACACGGCCAACCACUUCUACCGCUUCGGAUACCAGAUUUAUCAUUCAGCCGGGCUCUACGAAGAGGUACGAAGCUGGGCCUUGACAUGGCUGUCAGCUUCGCCGCCACCAAACAGCCCCUAGCUGCUACCGGUUGCCAAAGUCAAUUGCGCAGAAAAGCCUCCAGGGCAGGAGACGCGAGCAUGCAUCUGCCCACCCGAUCGUGGAGCAAGCAGCUCGUCUGGCGCACCAGCAUUGGACGCUGCGUAGACAUUCAUAGCACACGAUAGGGGAAAUUUCAAGAACAAUGGAG